Sphenostylis stenocarpa is the source of this 393-nucleotide messenger RNA. Lineage: Eukaryota; Viridiplantae; Streptophyta; Magnoliopsida; Fabales; Fabaceae. The record is from the annotation of a GenBank genome assembly.
AUGGUGGCGUGGCCGCGAAGGGCUGGUGAGGCGAUGACCGGUUCCGGUGAGGGCAAGGUGGUGGAGUGGGGGUUCCACCGGAGAGAGGUGCGAGCUGCGGUGGUUCACGGCGGAGGCCCAAAUUCGCGUGACUAUGGGCUGGAAUUUGGGGUUCGCGAUGAAGGAGAGGGAGUCGGUGAGGUGAGUUUUUUAGGUGAAAUUUUGAAGCGAUUUGGAGAGGCGGUAGAUGGUGCUCGUGCGGUCAAGGUUGAGGAUGGAGGUGCGGUGGGGGCUGAGAUGGUCGCGCGGGAGAUGGAGAUGCGGUGGUGCAGGUGCUCACGGGGAGUGAAGGCUGGUGUGGCCUGCGACUUAGUGUGGAGGAGGGGGAAAGGGAUUAUCGGGGAUAGUGAAUGA